Molecule: messenger RNA, 3521 nt
Organism: Chelmon rostratus (copperband butterflyfish)
Lineage: Eukaryota; Metazoa; Chordata; Actinopteri; Chaetodontiformes; Chaetodontidae
Gene: podn
Product: podocan
Exons: 12
Coding region: 227-1984 (585 amino acids)
Molecular function (GO): protein binding
Source: RefSeq, a predicted model, not a curated record
CGCGCUCUCACAUCUGGAGGGUAUCUGGUGUGACUGUGUGACUCCUCGCCUGCUAUGGGACAGCCUGUGUUGGGACUGGACGUCAGACUUCAGUGCGUUUCAGCAAACGUUGGUCGAAGAGCCCUUGCACCUUGCAGUUGGUGAGGACUGAAGCUUCAGACUCAGCAGAGAGGCGACACAGAGCCGGCUGCCUUUUGUUGUUGUCCUGGGGAGCUCAGCAGUGGACAUGACCUUUCCCAAGCAUUCCAUCCUGCAGGCCCUGAGUGUGCUGCUCUUGGCCUGGGUGUUGGUGCAGAGCCAAGCAACUCUGGAACCAGAGGAAGAGGAGGAGGAAGAGACAAACAUCACAACGAUGGGGACGAAAUCUGAGCCGAUCGAAUGUCCACCGGAGUGCAGCUGUACAGCAGAGGGGGCAGUGGACUGCGCUGGAGUCGACCUCAUCGAGUUCCCCGCCGGGCUGUCGGACAAAACCCGCCAGCUCUCUCUGCAGAAUAACAAAAUCGAGGAGAUAACAGUGGAGCACAUUUCCCAUCUGCAUCAGCUUGAGACUCUCAACCUUCAGAACAACUGGCUUACCACAGAUGGCCUUGAAGAUGAAGGUUUUGAGAUGCUUGAACAGCUGGCUUAUUUAUACUUGGCAAAUAACAAGCUCACCUCAGCACCAAAAGUCUUACCACCCUCUUUGGUUAGUGCUGAUUUUGCUGCUAAUCACCUUACAAGGAUCUACCCAUAUACAUUUGGCUACAAACCAAAACUGAAGUCUGUGUAUCUCCACAACAACAAGCUGACUGAUGCAGGACUUCCUGAUCAUAUUUUCAAUGGUUCUGACAGCCUGGAGAUCAUCACCAUGUCGAGCAACUUCCUGCGGGUUGUCCCCAGGAAUCUGCCCUCCACCCUUUACCGUCUUCAUCUUAAGAGCAACAAACUGGAGAAAAUCCCAGCGGGGGCCUUUGAUAACUUGCCAAACCUCAGAGAGCUGUAUCUCCAGAACAACCUCCUCACGAAUGAGGGCAUGGACAACGAGACUUUCAGCCAACUGAGCAGCCUGGAGUGUCUGGACUUGUCAAAUAACAACCUGAGCGUCGUCCCUAAGGGUAUGCCUCGUAGUCUAGUGCUGCUCCAUCUGGAGAAGAACUCCAUCCGCAGCAUCCCCGGAGACGCUCUUACGUCUGUCCGAAACCUGGAGUACCUGCUCCUCCACAAUAACAAGCUCCGCUCACGUUCCAUCCACCCGGCUGCCUUCCAGGGCUUGAAGAAGCUGCACACUCUCCACAUGUACAACAACUUGCUGGAGCGGGUUCCCAGGGGUUUGCCUCGCAGAGCCAAGACCUUAAUGUUACUCCACAACAUGAUUUCCGAAAUUGGCCGCAACGACCUGGCCUUGCUGUACACCCUUACUGAGCUCAACCUCAGCUACAACAAGCUGACCAGCUCCAGGAUGCACCGCGAGGCCUUCAGGAAGCUGCGUGUGCUGGAAACCCUGGAUCUGUCGGGGAACAGCCUUCACUCGCUGCCCAUGGGUCUCCCUCGCAGCCUGCAGGUGCUUGAAAUCAAGAACAACCAGCUGAACACCAUACCGGACGGUGCACUGACGGGCAUGCAGAAGCUACGAAAGCUCAUCCUGAGCGACAACCAGAUGAAGCUGAAUUCAGUCUACCAGGGAGCCUGGAUGGAACUCAGUGCACUCACAACACUCGACCUGUCUGGAAACCAGCUGUCACACGUCCCUUCUGACCUGCCCGAGUCUCUGGAAUACCUUUACCUGCAAAGUAACCGCAUCUCCAGUGUUCCCGCAUCAGCAUUCGAAGGCACUCCAAACAUCAAAGGCAUCUUCCUUCGGUUUAACCGCCUGUCUGUGGACUCUGUGGACGAGAGCUCCUUCGCACACCUGUCCAACUUGCAAGUGCUGGACAUCAGCACAGGAAGCACCAACCUCCCCUUUAUGGAGGGUGAUAAAACGAUGGAGGAGGAGCAGGAAACAUAAGACACGCACAAUUAAACUGACAUUGGACUGCAUUGUGUCAAGGACUGAAAGAGCUCUCAAAUGGGAAUGAACCUGUGAAUGCCUCUUCUCAGGUCCAUUAUUGUAUUGUGCUGAGCGACAGAGUUACAUAUUUCUGGUGCAGGAUACCGGAUGUUUCUUUAGUUUCCAUUUUUUGGGCUGGUUAGUAUUACACAUCUUUAUAUCGGAGCUUUUUUUUUUUUUGACAGUUGACAUCUAUCAUCCUUGUGCUUUGUUGUAAAACCUGCUCUCACAAAAGUUGGUGUGAAUUUUCCCAUGUAAAAAAACCCAAACACAUGAAGCAGCGUGAAAAAGGACAGAUGUUCACAGUCUGUGCGACUUUCUCUGCUUUGCGUUGUCUCGUUAAUGGCUGCCUCGACUCCCUGGCUCAAAAAAGUGAUUUUACUACAAAUACUGUGAAACAAUUUGUGCUUUAACACCAAGGGUGGCGAGAAAAGCAGUCUCCACUGAAGCCAAUGAAGCCUGAAUAAUCUCAAACUGUUGAAUAAAACACUGCAACAAGUAAUCUCAAACAGGGCUGCAGCUCAGUGUCGUUACCGAUUUAUCGUUUAUUUUUGGAAAUAAUCGAUUGAACUCUUAAAAUGUCAAAAUGACAAAUGCUCAUCGCCUGAAGUGGUUCUUCUGAUUGGUUAUUCUGUCAGAUCAACAAUCCAAAAACCUCAUGCAUUCAAUUUAUAAUGAUACAGAAAACAAGAGAAAAAUCUCAUACUUGAGAGGCUUUAAAGUUCCAAUCCUUAAAAUGUGCAUUAUAUCAACAUAUAACAGCGUUUGAUUGAUUACAAAUUAAGUAAAAAACAAUGUGUAAAUGUACUGAACAUGAUGCACAUAUUUCACUCGUAGCAGAAUUAGCAUUUGAUCAGAUUUUACGCCAUGAUUUUGUUGUGCUAUUUGUUCCUCUCAGAGCGUGUACGCUGCCCCUAGUGGUCAACACGUGCCAUUUCAAACAGAACUGUUGGACGUGUGAUUAAAUCUCUGCUGCUACCACCAGUAACCACAUUUCAAGGAUUGUAAUUUAAGCCAGUAUUAGUUCAGUUGAUACAUUAUUUCAAUUCUUAAUCCUAAUCAAAAUGUUAGCUUUCCUUUCAAACGACUGACUGAAUUGAGAGCACUCUUUCAGGAAGGUGUUGGAAAGUGACAGCUACCCAGCCAGUGAGGUACUGGCAUGACAGCAAUAAUCUUAGAGAGUAGUAUCAUACCCACAGUGUGAACUAUCAGCAUUUUUCUGUUAUUAUUUCACCAUGUGCUUGUGAAUGAAAUAUUCCAAACAUAAAACAAUUUCAGCAUAUCUGAAGCUUCAAUCCAUGCUGCUGCUGCUGCUGCUGCUUCAGUCCGUUCAUGUUUUAUAAAAAAGAUAGCGAAUAUUUUUAUAUGACGUUAAAAAUACUCAUCCUAUUACACUCACUAUAUUGCUAUGAAUACAGUGUCACUUUCACAUACAGCAGUAUAGUAUUGUCACAUAUACAGUCAUUGAACACAGCAAUAAAUUAUUUGAAAAGGC